UAUAUCCGGGCUUUUCACUCGUGCUAGCUUGGAAGCAUGGAGGUCUGCGGCGAGCGCGCGAGUGCUCCUGGUGUUUCUUCGUCUUCUGUAGCCUGUUCGCGGGUCACGGUGUCCACGGAGCUGCUGACGGCGGGGAGCGAGGGUUCGGGAGGUAUCUGGGACCAGCUGCUCAUCAGCUCUAAGCCUCAUUCCAGAAAGACCUCUACACUUCAAACAGUUCGGAUGCAGAGGAGCCCUUUGUUAGACCAGGUUCAGGCCUUCCUCCCACAAAUGGCCCAGGCAAAUGAGAAACUUCGGAAGGAAAUGGCAGCUGCUCCAGCUGGUCAUUUCAAUAUUGAAAACGUCGAGGAGACGACCGGAAACAUCAUACAGAUGGAUGUGGCCUUAUUUGAAAUGAAUCGGUCAGAUUCAAAAGAGGAGGAUAGUCCAGAAGAGAGUUCACAGGACAGUUUUGGGGACAGCUCAGAGUCUGAAGAUGAUUGCAUUCCGUCUGAAGUCACCAUCGAGAACAUUAAGCUUCCGAACGCAGAAGGUGGCAAAGGCAAGAUUGAAAUGUUGGACAGUCCGGCAAGUAAAAAAAAGAAGCAGUGAAAUUAACCACCUAAGAGGAGCAGGUGAUUCCCGCCAUGACUGUGGGGAUGUCGCUCGGGCUGAUUGACUUUAGUCCUUAUGGGUCACAAAGAAAUUCAUGUGGCCAGAUGUAUUUUACAUAGAAAGUGCUCAGACAUUGGCUGCAGAGAGGGUAGUGCCCUUGGACACUGAAGGGAAAUGAGGAAGAAAUGACCAGAUAGGUUCCUGCAGAUGUUUGCUCUAGAGUGUGGGCUGUUACUGACUCAUCUAUGCUGAAAUCGAGCUAUUGGUUACAAGAUCCCCACUGCCAGUUUGGGGUCUUGGUAUGUUUGAUAUCAAGGCAGGUUGGAGUUUGUUAUGUAGGAACUGGGUACUAGAGUCAAGCCCGGGAUGACAGCCAUUUAAGGUGUGAUGGUGCCUAUAUUCAGAAAAACUCAAGCUGCCGUUUAAACAUUUAUAAGGGUUAGCAUUUGACAUCCUGUGAGCAGAUUGACCUUUCCUCCUUUUAUAGUGUUUACAAACCAUUAUGUGCUAUAUCAGUGUCUUGUAUGUGAGUGCAGUCAUGUAAACGUUGUUAUUUCAAAUUGUAAUGAUCCCAACAGCCUGAA
Grammomys surdaster is the source of this 1178-nucleotide messenger RNA. RefSeq lists its product as uncharacterized. The transcript is spliced from 4 exons. Bases 37 to 591 code for a protein of 184 amino acids. Gene Ontology annotation, biological process: box C/D snoRNP assembly. Gene Ontology annotation, molecular function: box C/D methylation guide snoRNP complex binding. The record is from RefSeq and is a predicted model, not a curated record. NCBI's taxonomy places the organism in Eukaryota, Metazoa, Chordata, Mammalia, Rodentia, Muridae.